AUGUACGCUGAACUACCGUUUGAAGAAUUAAAUGUUAAACCAGAUAAUAGAAGAGUAGCAUAUUUCUAUGAUCAAGAUGUAGGAAAUUACUUUUAUGGUACAGGACAUUGUAUGAAACCACAUAGGAUAAGAAUGACUCACUCUUUAAUAAUGAAUUAUGAAUUAAAUAAAAAAAUGGAGAUAUAUAGAGCUCAACCAGCCACAAAUUUAGAAUUAACCCAAUUUCAUUCAGAUGAAUAUAUCGAUUUCAUAGAUAGAGUUACACCAGAUAAUUUACAUUUAUUCCCUCGUGAAGCACAAAUUUUCAAUGUUGGAGAAGACUGUCCAGUGUUUGAUGGGUUAAAUGAAUUUUGUAAAAUAUCAUGUGGUGGUUCAAUGGAAGGAGCUGCAAGAUUAAAUAAUGGGAAUGCAGAUAUUGUUAUAAAUUAUGCUGGUGGUCUACAUCACGCUAAAAAAUCAGAAGCUUCUGGGUUUUGUUAUACAAAUGAUAUUGUUUUGGCUAUUAUAGAACUAUUAAGAAAACAUCCAAGAGUAUUAUAUAUAGAUACUGAUGUUCAUCAUGGAGAUGGGGUUGAAGAAGCAUUUUAUACAAAUGAUAGAGUUAUGACUUGUUCAUUUCAUAAAUUUGGUGAAUUUUUCCCAGGUACCGGUAACGUUGGUGAUAUAGGUAUAGGAAAAGGAAAAUAUCACUCAGUUAAUAUACCUUUAAGAGAUGGAAUUGAUGAUGCUUCUUAUAAAUCUAUAUUUGAACCAAUAAUAAGUAAAAUAGUUGAAUGGUAUCAACCAUCAGCUAUUGUUUUACAAUGUGGUGGAGAUUCCCUAAGUGGAGAUAGAUUAGGACCUUUUAAUCUUUCAAUGAGGGGUCAUGCAAAUUGUGUUAGUUUUGUAAGAUCUUUGGGCUUACCAAUGAUGGUAUUAGGUGGUGGUGGAUAUACAAUACGAAAUGUUGCUAGAACUUGGGCUUUUGAAACAGGUAUAUGUAAUGGAGUUAUACUACCUAAGGAACUUCCAUAUAAUGGAUAUUAUGAAUAUUAUGCUCCGACAUAUGAACUAGAUGUAAGAUCUUCAAAUAUGAACAAUGCCAAUUCAAAAGAAUAUUUAAAUAAAUUAUUAACACAAGUUAUUAGUAAUUUAGAUCACACAAAACAUGCACCAUCAGUACAAAUGCAAGAAGUUCCACUAGAUAUGGAAGAUUUAGGUGAUAUUGAUGAAGAUUUGCCAGAAGUAAUAGAUACAAAAGGUGGAUCACAAACGCAAGAAGAUAAAAGAGUUGAAAAUAAACUGGAAUUUUAUAAUGAUGACACAAAAGAUUUAGGAGAAAAAAAUAUAACAGAAGUUGAAAUGGAAGAUGCAACAAUUGAAGAAGAACCAAAAGUUACUGAAGAAGAACUAAAAGAAAUUCAACAAUUGAAUGAGGUAGUAUAA
Messenger RNA from Lodderomyces jiufengensis, 1425 nucleotides. RefSeq names its product Rpd3p (gene RPD3). Gene Ontology annotation, molecular function: histone deacetylase activity. The coding region runs from base 1 to 1425 and encodes 474 amino acids. Lineage: Eukaryota; Fungi; Ascomycota; Pichiomycetes; Serinales; Debaryomycetaceae. The transcript has a single exon. The record is from RefSeq and is a predicted model, not a curated record.